Messenger RNA from Ornithodoros turicata, 885 nucleotides. RefSeq names its product large ribosomal subunit protein mL52-like (gene mRpL52). Lineage: Eukaryota; Metazoa; Arthropoda; Arachnida; Ixodida; Argasidae. Gene Ontology annotation, biological process: mitochondrial translation. Gene Ontology annotation, molecular function: structural constituent of ribosome. Gene Ontology annotation, cellular component: mitochondrial large ribosomal subunit. The coding region runs from base 295 to 735 and encodes 146 amino acids. The record is from RefSeq and is a predicted model, not a curated record. The transcript is spliced from 6 exons.
GGUGCUUGUUCGUGUGUGCCUGUCGCCCCGAUUCGUCCUGUUCUUCCGUGGGUUUCCGAACGUCAUUUCGAAUAUGUGUCAAAAAGAGUUGUCCAGAAAGGCGAUACAGAACGCCUUCUCUCGUGCCGAGCAUCCUUGUCGAAAUGUCUAGUGUAACAACAAUGGCCAGGUUGUUCACGAGCAAGGACGGGAAGUACAAGCCCAAGACAUUUUGAAUCAUUGUGAAACCAAAUGCCUCUGAAUGGAAGUGAAGCUGUCCUUCUGCAGAGGUGCACUACAAGGCGCUAGAGCUCCAUGACGACGAAGCCAACUGCUCUUGUCUCCCUGCCUGAAGGUUCUGCACUCACUCUGAUGCUUUAUAUUUCGAAGUUCUGCUUUCGGGGCUUGCACCAAGGUAGGGCCAUCAAUAUUGGCAAGCGACUGUGGAGAACUGAGCACGGGACCCCUGCCAAAUGGAAUGCCUGCCGCAUAUUUGCUGAUGAACCCGACUGGUCUUUUGCUGAUGGAAGACCAGCCCCCUUAAACGUGAGACAAAAGGAGCGAUACCUUCAGCAAAUAGAUUAUUGUAAAACGGUCGUGAAAAUGCUGAAGGAGCUGCAUGAUGCUAAAGAAGCUCAAGUUGGUCACAUAAAGUCAGUGUUAGAGAAGAAGCAACAGAUUAUGUCAGGAAAGUUUCGUGCCAAAGGAAUUGAAGCAUUGAAGACACAACAUCAUGCAGAAAGGGCAAGAUCUUAACCCGUUUGUCUAGCUUUGAAUUGUUCAAAUAUUUCAACAAAUGCUGGUGUAGAUAGCCGCUUGGUCAUGAGUUUGUUUUGGACCGCAGUUGUUUCAUGGGCCUGACCUGACUUCUGUGUUACGUAAAUAAAUAUAUGUGCUGCAAUAAUU